CGACGCGCAAGCAGCCUUCGCAUCCCAGUACCCAUCCUACCCCGGCCUCGAUCUUGACAUGAUGAAGAGGUCCAUGGACUCCGUCGGCGGUCCUGAUGCCAAAAAGGCGAGCAUUCAGCAGGCGGCUGCCUUUGCCAGCUCCAGCCCCGCCAACGCCUUUGGCGCCAACCAGCUCUACUCGACCCCGUCCCUCUCCAUCAACACCAACAUGAGCCCCAACGCCGCCGCCGGCCAGCAGAUGAGCCCCAACGCCGCCGCCGCCGCCUUCCUCCAGAGCCAGCAGCAGCAGGCCGCCCAGCAGCAGCUCCAGACCCCCGUCAGCGGCAACGGUGUCAAUCCGUACGCGAGCCUCGGCGCCUACAACAUGCUCGGUAUGGGCAUGCCCGGCAUGAUGGGCUUUUACGGCGGCCAGCUCGGCAACUUUGGGCAGAACGCGAACGGGCGACCGGGCCUUCCCUCGCUCAACAUCCCCGCCGCGACCACCUACCAAGCGCAAGCGGCCGGCGCCCUCAGCGCCGCGCUCUCCGCCACCGCCGCCAACGCGACCAAUCGGACCGUCUACGUCGGCAACCUCCCUCCGACCGCGUCCGUCGACGAGCUCCUCAACCUCGUCCACUUUGGCCCGCUCGAGAACAUUCGCGUCCUGCCCGAAAAGUCGUGCGUCUUCCUCUCCUUCCUCGACGGCGCCACCGCCGCCGCCUUCCACGCGGACGCCACCAUCAAGAAGCUCGCCCUUCACGGCCAGGAGCUCAAGAUCGGCUGGGGCAAGCCGAGCCCCGUCCCCCAGCAGGUCGCCCUCGCCAUCAGCCAGAGCAACGCGAGCCGGAACGUCUACCUCGGCGGACUCGACGAGGCCAUGACCGAGGAGCAGCUCCGCGACGAUCUCAGCCGGUUCGGGCUCAUCGACCAGGUCAAGAUCGUGCGCGACAAGAACAUCGGAUUCGUCCACUUUCUCAGCAUCGCCACGGCCAACAAGGUCGUGAACACGCUCCCGACCGAGCCCGCGUGGGCCGGCAAGCGCGUCAACUACGGCAAGGACCGCUGCGCGUACAUCCCCAAGUCCCAGCAGGCAGCCGCCCAAGCCGCCCAGGUCGCGGCCGCGCAGUCGCUCGUCGCGCAUUCGGCCAUGACGCCGGCAUCCGCGAACCCCUUCAACUCGCCGUUCAGCCCGUUCGGCGCACCGUUCUCCCCCGCGGACGCGGGUGCGCAGGGGCUCAACCGCACCGUCUACCUCGGUAACAUCCACCCCGAGACUCAGACCGAGGACCUUUGCAACGCGAUCAGGGGCGGCGUGCUGCAGAGCAUUCGGUAUAUGCAGGAUAAGCAUAUCGCUUUCGUCACUUUCGUGGACCCCGCGGCGGCCUUCACGUUCUUCCAGGUCGCGUCCUACCAGGGCCUGACCCUGAACAACAGGCGCCUCAAGAUCGGCUGGGGAAAGAACUCGGGCCCGCUCCCGCCCAGCCUCGCCCUCGCCGUGCACUCGGGCGCGACCCGGAACGUGUACAUCGGCAACAUCGAGGACUUUGACACGUACAACGAGGAAAAGCUCAAGAGGGACUUUGGCGAGUACGGCGAGAUCGAGCUCGUCAACUUUCUCAAGGAGAAGAACUGCGCGUUCGUCAACUUUACCAACGUCGCGAACGCGAUCAAGGCGAUCGAGGGCGUCAAGACCAAGCCCGACUACGCCAACCUCCGCAUAUCGCACGGCAAGGACCGGUGCGCGAACCCGCCCCGCCAGGGACCCCAGGGCGGAGGCGGCACGCGUCGCAGCGCGUCGGGACAGAACUCGGCCGUGAGCCCGAACGGGUUCGCGAACGCGACCGUCGGCGGUCAGCCGGACGCGGACUCGGACGCCGUCGUCCUCGGCGAGGACAUCAAGGCCGACGUCGAGCCCAUCACGCCCGAGCCCGUCUCGGCCGUGGUGGACGUCAAGCCGGAGGAGGCGCUAUAGAGACGAGAGAGAGGCGGUACUUUUUUUUUGUUGUUAUGAUCCCGGUACCCCGUCAAGAUCGAUACCCCCCGCGACCGACACCAGCGAGAAACAUACCACUGUUCUCAUCCCCCCCAUCGUUCGAUCGUGUGCAUAAUGGACAUCUCUCUCGUUCGUUGCCCUCUCGCUCGUUGCCCUCUCGCUCUCGCCUCGCGGCCGCCCACGUCCACAUACCGGCGUAGGACAGGAUACAUACUCGUGGGGAUUUCGGUGGACGGACGAAAUAAUGGUUGACCGCGGGACACACGCGCACGUUGGUGCCUGUGCCGCCCCCCUUCGCAACGGAGUACGGACACGACAAAAAACCUUGCGUGGACUUUGGGCCGUUGGUUGACCGUGUUUAUCCACUUGGCUUUCGAAAUAAGGAUCCCCCUCUGCCUGUUCUGUUAUUCUUCCCCCCCCUUUUUUCCCUUCCUUCCUUCUUUCUUUCUUCUAGUCUUUUUCCUCGUUGCCCGCUGUGCACCACCAGCACACCCUCACGCUCAUUGCUCGAAAAGGAGGCGCUGUCGAGACCCCCCGACGAUUGUGAUGCUAACCGACUAAUACAUACACCCCUGCCCUCGCGCGCGCUGUUUACCAUAGCAACACCCAUGUAACCCC
This is a messenger RNA of Punctularia strigosozonata HHB-11173 SS5, 2590 nucleotides long. RefSeq lists its product as uncharacterized. Gene Ontology annotation, biological process: mRNA splicing, via spliceosome. Gene Ontology annotation, cellular component: cytoplasmic stress granule. The record is from RefSeq and is a predicted model, not a curated record. NCBI's taxonomy places the organism in Eukaryota, Fungi, Basidiomycota, Agaricomycetes, Corticiales, Punctulariaceae. Gene Ontology annotation, molecular function: mRNA binding. The transcript has 6 exons. Bases 62 to 1951 code for a protein of 629 amino acids.